This is a messenger RNA of Drepanopeziza brunnea f. sp. 'multigermtubi' MB_m1, 963 nucleotides long. Lineage: Eukaryota; Fungi; Ascomycota; Leotiomycetes; Helotiales; Drepanopezizaceae. The record is from RefSeq and is a predicted model, not a curated record.
AUGAAAGGGAGAAAUACACUGCAAUAUGAUGACUUCGAUCCAACUCAAUUUAAUUGGAAAAAGUUGAUGCCUUUCACAAAGCUGCAGAAGAACUCGGCGUACUACAGUCGCUACCAGACCAAGUACAAGCGCCGCCGCGUCGGAAAGACCGAUUACUAUGCGCGGAAGCGCCUCAUCACUCAAGCCAAGAACAAGUACAAUGCGCCCAAGUACCGCCUCGUCGUCCGCUUCACCAACCGGGACAUCGUCAUGCAGAUCGUCACCUCCGAGAUCACCGGGGACAAGGUCUUCUGCGCCGCCUACUCCCACGAGCUCCGCGCAUACGGUAUCGAGCACGGUCUCACCAACUGGGCUGCCGCAUACUGCACUGGUCUCCUGAUCGCUCGCCGCGUUCUCAAGAAGCUCGGCAUGGACGAGGACUUCACCGGUGUCGAGGAGGCUGAUGGAGAGUACAAGCUCACCGAGGCUGCAGAGGACGAGGACGCCCGCCGUCCAUUCAAGGCCUUCCUUGAUGUUGGUCUUGCCCGCACAUCUACCGGUGCCCGCGUGUUCGGUGCCAUGAAGGGUGCUUCUGACGGAGGCAUUCUCGUCCCACACUCCGAGAACCGCUUCCCUGGUUACGACAUGGAGACCAAGGAGCUCGACGUUGAGACUCUCCGCAAGUACAUCCUCGGUGGCCACGUUGCCGAGUACAUGGAGACCCUUGCCGACGACGAUGAGGAGCGCUACAAGUCCCAAUUCCAAGGCUACAUCGAUGACGAGAUUGAGGCUGAUGGAUUGGAGGAGCUGUACCAGGAGGCUCACAAGGCCAUCCGCGCGGACCCUUUCAAGAAGGUUGACGCUGCCGGCGAGAAGAAGACCAAGGAGGAGUGGAAGAAGGAGGGUCUCAAGUUCAAGGGGCGCAAGCUUUCCAAGGAGGAGAAGGUCGAGAGAGUCAAGGCCAAGAUCGCCGAGCUCAAGUAA